Molecule: messenger RNA, 1251 nt
Organism: Cynara cardunculus var. scolymus (artichoke)
Lineage: Eukaryota; Viridiplantae; Streptophyta; Magnoliopsida; Asterales; Asteraceae
Exons: 3
Coding region: 1-1251 (416 amino acids)
Source: RefSeq, a predicted model, not a curated record
AUGGCAGAAGAUGUUUCUGUUGCUGCCAAAAUUUUGAACAUACCCGAAGAUGACGAUAACUCCGAUUCUGAAGAUAUAAAGCCGAUAAGAAAUAGUUUUUGGGGUAUGCCCGACCCACCACCUUGUUCGGACCCAGUUAUCAAAAGUAGACAUGGAAACAUUUCCUACCAGCCUACAUCCCAUGUCAAAGUUCUACAAACUUUUGACUCGAAUGAAGCACUUAAGCUCGUAGUGGGAUUAAAGUGCGUUCAUGAAAACUUUCAGAUGAAAGUAAAGAAAUCUUCCAAACACCAGUACGAGGUGGUGUGUCACUCAGAUUCAGACUGUGAUUGGCGUUUGAUGGCUGUUUUCAUCGAUGGCAGUCUAAAGGAUUGUAGGAGAGUGUACCGUGGUAAAGAAAUCAUGGAAGAUGUGAACCAACGGCUCAAUAUUAGCAUCUCCUACCAUCAAGCAUGGCGAGCAAAGAUGUAUGCCUUGCAACUGUUGAGGGGUACCCCGGAAUCGUCGUUUAACCUACUCCUGGUUUAUUGUCACAAUCUGAAGCUAGCAAAUCCGGGGACUGUGAGAGAGAUCGCUCUUGAUCCACUUGGACGAUUCGACAUGUUGUUUGUCGCACUCUUUUGUUCGAUUCGAUUGUUUCUAGGACACAUGAGACCGCUUCUUAUAAUGGACGGUGCCCAUCUGAAGGGGUCGUACGUUGGCACCAUGUUCUUAGCGGUCGGCAUGGAUGGAAACAAUGGUAUCGUACCCAUUGCAAUGGGAGUGGGGAAGACAGAAAGUGGCCCGUCAUGGACUUGGUUUUUACGUAAGCUUAGGCAGUGUAUCGGUGAUGUGCCCAAUUUAACCUUCGUCACCGAUAGGGCUGCCUCUAUCGACCUGGUCAUACGAACUGUAUUUCCUUCUACGCACCAUAGACUUUGUUGUUGGCAUUUGAGCCAGAACCUCCACCUAAACUCCACUAAAGAGAAAAGAAAAUGGUGGAUGUUCUGGGAGAUAUGCAAAGCUUACCGGUUGUCGAACUUUGAAACUACUAUGGAUUUGAUGCGACACAGUCUACCUAGAGCCACUCAAUAUCUUGAGGAAGUUGGCUACGCUAGAUGGGCACGAUCGCACUUCCCUGGAUUGGGUUACAGUGCAAUGACGUCCAAUAGUGCUGAGUCCGUCAACUCAGUAACGCGGUUUGCACGCUAUCUUACGAUAACAAUGUUAGUUGAAUUUUAUCAGGCGACAUUGCUAAGUAACAUAAUUUAA